AUGAGAAGGAACAUUAACGAAGAUAUUGAUCUUUCUUUUUUGACGACUCAAAAAGAAAAGAAUAAGUUUCAAAAAUUCAAUGAUGAAGCAGAGAAGUUAUUAAAUCAAAUGGAAAGAUGUAAGGUUUGGACUGAUAUUCUUCAAAUGGUUCAAACCUUUACUAAAUUUAUUAAAAAUAACAAAGAGUUUCCGGUUGUUCCGGCUAAACAAACAUUUAUGAGAAGAAUGGCACAAGCACUAGAUCCACAAAUACCAGCUGGAGUGCAUAACCAAGUAUUAGAAUUAUUUUCAUUAUUGUUUGAAAGAAUAGGACAAAACAGAAUCAUGGCUGAUAUCUGGUGUUUUACACCAGGAAUUUUUCCAUUAAUACGAAGUGGAGCAACAGAUAUUAGAACAAAGAUAUUAGAUAUAAUUAUUAAAUACAUACUUCCUUUAAUUUCAAAUAUUCCAGAUAUUCAAAAAGCAUUUAUUAUUUCUGUUAUAGUUGGUAUGGAAGAAAACACUGGAGGAAUUAAAGAUAAAACAAUUGAAAUUAUUGAUGAAGUUAAAAAGAAUAAUGAGAAAUAUUUCUGGGAAUUAUGUUGGGAUAUAUUACGUUCAAAUAGCAUUAGUAGAAAACCAUUAUUAACGUAUAUGUUACUUAAACUUGAUUGUCCAAUAAAAGAAGAACAAUUAGCAAAUAGAGAAUUAAUGUUAUAUGGUAUUUUAAAUACAUUUACUGAUGAAAAAUCAUUAGUAUUAAGAGACAUGUUAGAUAUUUUAUGUACAAGAAUAAAAUUAAAUAGUGGAAUAUUUAAUGAAGAACAAUUUAAAUAUAUUGUUGAACGAAUAUUAAUAUUAUUAAAUAAAAAGGAUAGUGCAUUAACCAGAAGGGUAAAUUUUUAUCUUUUAGGAUUAAAUGCUAAAGACCAAGACAUAGAAAAAGAAAAGAUGGUAAUAUUUUAUAAAGAAUAUUCACAAAAUAUAUUUGAAGAAGCACUAACAGAUUUGUUUGAAUAUUCAAAGAAAAAUGGAAUAUUAAACAUAAUAUCUGUUUAUGAAGAAUUACUUGGUAAACAAAUACUUGGAGAACAAAUUAUUCAUAAAGUUACUGAAGACAUACUUUGUUUACUUCAAUUAAAAGAAGAAACAGGACAAAGAAAAGAUGUAGACUUAUUAGCAGAAUUUCUCAAAAACAUGAAUUGUAAAAUAUUAUUUGAAAAUAUUAUUAAUCUUAUUUCAAACGAUAAAGAAUAUGCUAUUAAAAGAACAUUGUCUUUUAUCAAUACAUAUCAUGGAGAUGAAAAACAAAUGGAAGAAAUGAAAGAAUUUAAAAUAAAAGUUGUUUGUUCAGUAUUAAAUAAAUUGUCUGAAAUUGUAGAAAAGAAUGGGUUAAUUGAAAGAGUAAAAGAAUGUUAUGAUUUAAUAGAACUUUGUCUUAAAGAUAAAUUAGAAGAAACUGAAGAAAAAGAUAUUGAAUUAUUGAAAAUUACUAUUCAAUCAAAUAAAGUAUUUGAAAUGUUUAUGAAAAAUUAUAUUGCAAAAGAUGAUAGAAUAACUGAGACUAAAUUAAAAUUAUUUACAGAAUUUUGUAAUAUAAUGAAAUUACUUCAUGCAGAAAUUACUCCAUUUAAAAGAUAUCAAAUACAAAAUAAUAAUGAAGAAUCUAAUGAAGAAAAUGAAAAAGAAGAAGAAAUAGGAAUUGAAGGAAUUCAAAUAUUAUUAAAAAAAGAAUUAAAUAAUAAUGGAUGGAUAGAUGAAUUAAAAAGACUUAUCUCACAACAUCCUAAUGCAGUAUUACGUGCUAGAGCAGCAAAAUGUUAUUAUGAUAUUUGGAAAAAAGAAGAAAAAGAUGUACUUCAACUUGAUGAUGAAACAUUUAUUUAUGAAUUAUAUCAAGUAUUAUGGAAAAUAUUAGAUGAAGAUAAUUACUCAAUAUUAACUGAUGUUGUAUUAUUUUUCCAUACUAUAGGGAUUGCUCAUCCACAACUAACAUAUGACUUUAUUACAGAAAAAUUAAAAGAUGGAAAUGAAGAUGACUUAUUAAAAUAUAUGUUAUUUUGGAAAAAUUCAACAGUAUUAGUUUACGAUAUUGAAAAUUCAGUUUUUAAUAGAGCAUUAUUAUUAUUUUUAAGAUUCUAUAAUCAUCAGUCAUGUGAUCCUUAUUUCCUUGAUUUUAUUCAAUGUUCAUUUAAUGUUGAAACAAUUGGUCGUGUUGUUUUACCAAUUCUUAUUCCUUUAUAUAUUCCUCUUGAAAAAAGAACAAAAUAUUGUAAUUUUGAAGUAAAUGAUGACCUUCUGUUAACACAUCUUAACAUGAUUGAAACUUUAUUUAGUUGUAUUGAUAAUAAAAUGAUUGAAGCUUUAGAAGGAGCAAUAGUUCCAAAAUAUUUAUUAAAUAAAUAUAAAGAAAUUAAUCCUCAAAUUGAACAAUUACCAGAACCAAAUAAUCUUCUUUUGUUUAUUAUUACUACAUUAAUGAUUUAUUUAAAAGCAAAUAAAAAAAUUGUUAAUAACUCAAAUAAGAAUGUAAUUUUUAAAUAUCAAUCAUUAAUAACUGAUAUUUUAAUUAAUAUUUUUACUAAUUAUCAAGAAAAUCAAACAAUAAAAAAAAUUGGUAUUUCUAUUCAAUAUACUGUAUUAUCUUCAUUUGCUGAAUCUAUUACAUCUUCUCCUAAACUACAACUUCAUUUAUUAUCUUUAGUUAAAUUGUUAAUGAAAGUUAGUGAUAUUACUCAUCCAGAUGAAUGUAUUACUAGAUAUCCUUUAUUUAUUCAAACAUUAAUUAGUGGAAUUUCUCAAGAAAAGAAUAUUUAUCGUCAACAUUUUCUUAGAAUGAUUGAUGAUUGUGUUUCUUAUAUUCCAUCAACAGAAUAUAAAACUUCUGUAGUUUUAUUGAUUCAAGCAUUAUCAACUAUUCUCAAUCAAAUGUGUAGUAUUAUUUCUCCUCAAAUUUUAUUAUUGUGUGAUGAAGUUAGUCCAAUAAUCGAUAUUCAAAGAAAGCUUUUUGAAUAUUCACUAAAUUUAUUCCCCUAUAAAUCAUUAUAUGAAGAAAAUUCAAAUCCUCAGUCUCAACAAGUUAGUGCAGGUCAACAAAUAGGAAAUGCUGUUCUCUUUGUACCUAUGUUAGUUGUUUCAGUAUUUUUUGAUGUUAAAGGUACAAAAGAAAAACAACCAAUUCAAAAAUAUUUCCUUACUUCAACAAUAAAACAAAUCAUAUUAACAUAUUUCGACUUAUAUGAAUUUUGUAUGAAAGCGACAAACUUAUUCUUAAUUCAAACAAAUUGUGUUGCUUUUAUUGAAAAAGUCUUUAACACUUUUCCUUUAGAAUUUGUUUCAAAUUAUCUUAUUAUUACAAAUGAAUUCUCUGAUGAACACAUUUCUUUAUUUAAGUCAUUUGAUAAAGAGUCAAUUGUAAAAAUGUUAUGGUCUUUAUUAGUUAUUAGUGAAACAAAUAUGUUCUUAGAAAUUCCAAGAAAACAAAUAUUAAAUUUCCUUCAAAUUUUAAUUUCAAAAAUUAUUUCUCCAAUAGAAAUUUAUCGAACUCAAAUGUAUAUUCAAUCAAUCAUUAAUUGUUAUAUUAAUAAUGAUGAAUUAAUAUUUUCUAAUAUUCAUACAAUUAAAGUUUUUUUGGAUUCUAUGAAUCAAAAUGAUGUUAAACUUCAAACAAAACUUGAAACUGGUUGGCAAGAAUUAAUCACUAAUGUUCUUAAUAAGUUUAUGCUUUUUAUUCAUCAAUGGAAAGAAAAUAAUCAAACAAUUAAAAUUAAUCAAAAAAGAAAAAGUAUUUCAUCUGUUUUAUCAACACCGGAACAUCUUAGUGAGUCAAGUGAAGGUAAAACACCAAGAACAAGUGAAGUUAAUGAGAGUAAAACACCAUCAAAAAAUAGUGAAGAGAGUGAACCAAAUAUUGUUAAUAAUGAAUUACUGAUUAAUUCUGAUGUUAUAAACAUAGUCACAAAUGAUAUUAUUCCAAUUAUUUCUUUUGUAUUUGAUGAUUCUUCUAUUUCAACAAUGAUUGAUUUAGGAAAACAAUUUGAAAAUAAUUUACUUCAUCCUUGUAAUGAUAUGGGAAUAAAUAUUGCUUCUCUUAAUGUUCUCAUUGAAUUAGCAAAAAGAAACCAAUUAACAAAUAAAUGGAGUAAACUUGUAAUAAAUGUUUUUACAAAUGAAGAUUUCUUUACUAAAUCUCCAACAUUAUUAAAUUUAUGGAAAAUACCAAUAUAUUCAGUUUAUACAACUAAUGGAGCACGUCUAUUAUUUGAUAUGAUUAAUAGUAUUGGUAAAUCGGGACAAUUAUUUACUACAAAAGAAAAUGAAAUUCCAACACGAGCCAAAAUAUUUAAAAGAGUUGCAUUUUUAUUACUUUCUGGAGAAAAUGAAGUGUUUGAUACUUUUAUGGAUCAAAACCAAUUAUUAGUUGAAAUUUUAUUAGACAAAUUAAUUGAUACUAUAAAACAAUAUCCAUGUACACAAAUUUAUAUUAAUGGUUUAUUAUUAUUGAAAGUAAUGUUAUUAAAAUGUUCAUUCACAAGACUAAAAAAGAGAAUGCCUACAAUAUUAAAUGAAUUAAUAACAAUAUUCAAUUUACCAUUUGACAAAGAUCCAAUGAUUAUUCUGAGUGGAUUACAAUUAUUUGAUAUGUUACAAAUUAUUCCAGAAUGUUCAGUUGAUAUUUAUUCUUGGAUUUUCUUUUUACCUUAUUCACCUGAUGACCUUAUUAAGUCAAAGUUUAAACCACUAAUACCAGUAUUAACAUUGAAAAGUGAAGUUGAUUGUUCUGUUGAUAAACCAGAUAUUACAUACAAUGGAUUGACUCAACUCAGAGAGCUGAUUGUCAAAGAUAAGUUUAUUAAUGAUAUGCAAGAAUAUCAAAUUUUACGAAUGAAAUUAAGUUAUUAUACUAAAGAUCUUUAUCGAAUGACUUCUCGUUCAGAUAAUACUAAUUUUGAUUCAGUAGCUAGAGAUAUUAUGGAAACUUUUUUGAAAUAA
Messenger RNA from Entamoeba histolytica HM-1:IMSS, 4971 nucleotides. RefSeq lists its product as uncharacterized. The record is from RefSeq and is a predicted model, not a curated record. The transcript has a single exon. Gene Ontology annotation, cellular component: endosome; trans-Golgi network. NCBI's taxonomy places the organism in Eukaryota, Evosea, Mastigamoebida, Endamoebidae. The coding region runs from base 1 to 4971 and encodes 1656 amino acids. Gene Ontology annotation, biological process: Golgi to endosome transport.